AUGUCUACCGGCAAGGUGUCGCCGGACACGCGCCACGCCAGCAUGCGAGCGCCAAAGGUGGGCCACAAGAAAUCCAGAAAGGGCUGCCAGACGUGCAAAACACGUCGCGUCAAGUGUGACGAGGCAACGCCAGAAUGUGGGAUUUGCAUUCGUCUCGGCCUGACCUGCGCAUAUGUCAAUGUAGAGCCUGCGCGCUCACGAACCAAGUCCAGGAGUAUGGAAGCCAGCACUCAGCCGUCCAGGUCAUCUCCGGGAAAGUCAAUAGCACACGAGAGCCCGCCCAUGGGAAAUGGAGACAUUGCAGUUUCCACACCGCAGCAACAUAUAGUGCACAUUCAGGAGUCCGCGUUGGAAGAAGCCGAGCAGAGACGGCAGAUGGAAUUACGUUUGUUACAUCACUGGAUAGUGAAUGUGGCGCGACCCUUUGGCAUGACCUCCCCUCCUAGCUGGAAGGAGUUAUGGUGGGGAGAGGUGCCCGAAGUCGCGCUCGAGAACAAGAAUGUUCUCUAUGCCAUGUUUGCUAUGACUGCAACUCAUCUUCUUGGAAGACGCCCAAACGACGGUGCUUUAUAUCAAGCGCGCGAGAACUACUGGGUCUGGGCGUUGCAAGRGCAGGGAGCAGCUGUGGCUGUUCUGGGACACUCAAACACCGACGCCGUGGCAUUUGCCGCACUAUUGAUCUCUAUGAACGCACUCGCCAUGCUCCAGGAGCGGAACCUGGAACCUUACACUYCUCCAAUGGAAUGGUUAGAAGUCGGCCGAGGCGCAUUUACCGUGCUUCCUCCACCCGAGAGCGUUCGUGAAGGGACGGGUCUUAAGGUGCUUAUGGAAACGACGGCACCCAUCUGGCAGGCAGAGCCUGUGUUUGAUGCGGAAAUGCAACGGGAGUUUGGUGCGGUCUUGAAUCGGGACAUUCCGUCCACGGAUGUGUGGGACGCGGAGACUACCGAGUCGUAUGAGACUGCUUUGAGCUACAUCGGCUCAUUUCGCCGUGCUAUACUUGCUGGAGAGGCCGCCGACAUCAAUCUGCGAUGGAUUUGCAUGUUUCCGUUCAUGGUUCCAAGGCAAUUCAUCGACUUUGUUGGCGAGGGAAGGCCAAGAGCAUUGGUAACGCUGGCCUACUUCUUCGCUGUGAUUGCGCAUACAGACGCUCUCCAAUAUCUUGGCAACAUCGGAGAUCGAACCACUGCCAGACGCGAGAUCAUCGCUAUCAGGGCUAUGCUCCCUGAUGAAUGGCAAAGCCUCAUGGCAUGGCCCUUGAAUGAGAUUGGAGGUGGCUGA
Molecule: messenger RNA, 1281 nt
Organism: Ramularia collo-cygni
Lineage: Eukaryota; Fungi; Ascomycota; Dothideomycetes; Mycosphaerellales; Mycosphaerellaceae
Exons: 1
Coding region: 1-1281 (426 amino acids)
Biological process (GO): regulation of transcription by RNA polymerase II
Molecular function (GO): DNA-binding transcription factor activity, RNA polymerase II-specific; zinc ion binding
Source: RefSeq, a predicted model, not a curated record